Molecule: messenger RNA, 4089 nt
Organism: Carya illinoinensis
Lineage: Eukaryota; Viridiplantae; Streptophyta; Magnoliopsida; Fagales; Juglandaceae
Product: BRCT domain-containing protein At4g02110
Exons: 10
Coding region: 228-3869 (1213 amino acids)
Source: RefSeq, a predicted model, not a curated record
AAAAUCAACGGAACAAAAAUCAAAUUCCCUCCAACACUAUUUUGCACCAUCCCACUCUUCCUCUGCAAGUUUAUAUGACAAAACACAAAACAAAACCUUCCUUUUUGUUCGCUCUUCUCAUUUCACCUCAAUCUCCCAUUACUAGUCCUCCCGUCCAUUUGGUAUUUACUACCACACCCUCUUCUAUUAUCGGGAAUUAAAUCUCCUUGCUGAAAUUCGAUUCACCGAUGGAAACCAAUUCUUCAUCCAGUGUUUUUCUCGGUGUCCGUUUCGUUCUCUUCGGAUUCAAUCCAGCCACCGAAAACAAGGUUAGAUGCAAGCUUGUUUAUGGCGGUGGAGUCGAUGCUGGUCAGUAUAGCCCAAGUUGUACUCAUGUAAUCGUGGAUAAGCUUGUUUAUGACGAUCCUGUAUGUAUUGCUGCUCGAAACGACGCCAAGACUCUUGUCACGGCCUUAUGGGUUGAUCAUAGUUUUGAUGUUGGAAUGCCUGUUGAUGCCACUUCGAUUAUGUACAGGCCACUCAAAGAUAUGAAUGGAAUACGAGGUGCAAAAAGUUUAGUAAUAUGCUUAACCGGUUAUCAGCGGCAAGAUCGAGAGGACAUUAUGGCAAUGGUUGGCUUGAUGGGUGCUGAAUUCUCUAAGCCGUUGGUGGCAAACAAGGUUACUCAUCUGAUUUGCUACAAAUUUGAGGGGGAGAAGUAUGAACUGGCCAAAAGGAUAAAUACAAUAAAGCUUGUCAAUCACCGAUGGCUGGAAGAUUGCUUAAGGGAUUGGGAGCUUCUUCCUGAAGAAAACUAUAACAAAAGUGGAUAUGAGUUGGAGAUGAUGGAAGCAGAAGCUAAGGAUUCUGAAGAAGAGGCUGAAGACACAACCCCGAUGCGCUCUGUGGGGAGAAACAUAAAUAAGAGCCCUCAUAAUUCAAAGAUUGGGCUACCAACAACAAGUAAAUUUCCCAAAACAGUAGGUGAAGGUUCACCUUCAAAUGGUCCUUUAAACAAGUUACUAAUCCCUGGAGAAGAAAAGUCAUCUGUUCAGGCCUCAGGUUUUGGUAAUGUUGAUGUUUCUAAAGCACUCGACCAUCACACUACUGGUUCUGGUGAGCUACCUUACCCUCUUGACCAAAAUCCAUAUCCUACAGGAGUAGGAAAUAGCUUGACAUCUACCUCUGGAAAUGCCCAGAGGACUGUUCAUUCUGGUGCCAAAGUUAGUCCUUUCAGUUACUCACUGAAAAUGUAUAGGACAUCCUCACUUCCUAUGGACUCUCAAGAAAUAUCAGGCAAUUUCAGCAACCGUUCUAAAACUCCUUUGGGUAAAGUCCAUGAUGAUUUUGACACCUCUCCCUUCAAGGUUGAACAAGUGAAGGACAGAUUUGGCUCUGGUUGCCUUCAAAAUUAUCGGGAAGGAACUGAGUUAGUACACAGAGAAGACUCGAGUGGUUUGUUGCCUCAGAAGAGAAUGGCAAAUGCUGCUUAUGCUAGCCUUAAGUCACCAAAGUUGAGUAUUGAUGCAGCACCCUGCCUGGAUCCUGUGUCAGGUGAUAAAACCCUGGGGGUGGAACCAAUAACUUUGAUUGAUGGCCCUGGUAGUCUUCCUGUGGAUGAGACUGCUAAUCUAAAUGCUGCACAGCAAUCAGAUGGUAAUAAAUCAGCAACUAAAACAUGUAGCAAGAAUUCAUUAACAUGUGAUGUGUCUUCCUCGAAAACUGUGAGUGGAAAGACUGGGCAAGAUAACAAUGCUGCUGAGAAGACACCUCAAUCAUCUUUUCAGAGAUUAAAUAAGUCUGCCUUAUCAACUAAGCCUGACAUUUUAGGUUUAGGUAUGGGGAGAUCUGCACAAGAAGUUACAGAAAAAGGGGAGCAAGAGAAUCAGCAGCAAGAUGCGGAGUCAUCUCCCAGUAAAAAUAAGUUGGAGACUGAGAAAUCUGGUGGGCCUGGCAAUUUGAACUUGCCUGAAGGAGGAAAUGAUAACUUGAUCACAAAACCUCCUAGGAAGAAGAUGUUGGCCAAGAAGACUUUGGUUUCAAGACCCAAGUCAACUACUGUUAAUAUCCAAAAGGGUCCUUUAUACUUAAAUAAAACUAUCUCCCAAAAUGAUGAUGUAAUUCAUUCAUUUGAAGUGAAAGAGGCAGCGGAUCAUGAGAAGUCUUCCGGUUCUAUGAAACUUGAGAUAUGUCCUCCAACUGUUAAUCUUGAAGCACCAAAGGAGAUGCAGACAACAAAUGUGAUAGCUGGUGACAAUAUGGAGAAUAAAAAUGAAUCAAUGGAUGCUGAAACUGAGGCUCCAGAAGACAAACUUGAAGAUGAAUUGGAGAAACCACUUGAUGAAAAGAAGUCUGGAGUGGUUAUAUUGACAGAUACAACAGAUACAAUCAUGGGAGAGAAUUGGGAAAGGGUGCAGCAUAUUGCAAACACAAGAAUGUAUGGUAAUGCAAUGGCUUCAGUGGAAGACACCAAUGAAACUAAACCAGAAAAGACUCUUUGUGACGAGAAUUCUAAGCUUGUUGAAGCGAGCUUACGCGGGGAUGGUGUCAAAGGGAAGAUGAAUAAAGGGCGAAGAUGCCCAACAGGUGAAGCCAAAAAGAAGAGAGAUAUAUUGAAAUCUAAGAAAGGUGUGGGUCGUGAAAAAAGUGGGGCUGAGAACAAUGAGGGGACAGGGGUGGAAAAGAAGAAAAGAGUGCUGUUUCCUUCUGGUAAACCUAGUAGAUGCCCUAGUGCAACAAAUAAGUCAGAGAACAGUACUGAAGUGGAGAAAGAGAACAGGCCAGUUCAGAUCAAAGAGGACGAUGGGAAAAUAUCUAUUAAUUCUAAAAUAAUGCCAAGGAAGAUCAAUCAAAAGGCAGGGAAAGUUAAUCCAAAUUCUCUAACGACUUCAGCGGGAGGGUUUCCAAACAGUGAGAAAACAGAACCUGCGUGGUUCAUAUUUAGUGCACAUCGACUACAAAGAAAGGAGUUUCAACAAGUUAUUAGGCGUUUGAAAGGAAGGCUUUGUCGAGAUUCUCAUCAAUGGUCAUACCAGGCCACACACUUUAUAUCCACAGAUCCAAUUCGAAGGACAGAGAAGUUCUUUGCUGCUGCUGCAUCUGGGAGGUGGAUUCUCAAGACUGAUUAUCUAAGUGCCUGUGGUCAGGCAGGAAGAUUCUUGGCAGAGGAGCCUUAUGAAUGGCACAACAAUGGCUUGAGUGAAGAUGGUGCAAUAAAUUUGGAGGCUCCAAGAAAGUGGCGACUCUUGAGGAAGAGAACCGGCCAUGGUGCAUUUUAUGGAAUGCGCAUCAUCAUUUAUGGAGAAUGCAUUGCACCACCUUUGGAUACCCUGAAGCGUGUUGUGAAAGCUGGUGAUGGGACUAUAUUGGCAACUUCUCCUCCUUAUACCCGCUUUCUUAACUCCGGAGUUGAUUUUGCCAUUAUCAGCCCUGGCAUGCCACGUGUUGAUUUGUGGGUCCAGGAGUUCUUAAAAAAUGAGAUACCUUGUAUUCUAGCUGAUUAUUUGGUCGAGUAUGUUUGCAAACCUGGGUAUUCUCUUGAGAAGCAUGUGCUAUACAAUACUAAUGUUUGGGCGGAGAGGUCAUUUGCUCACCUGCAGGCCAGGGCAGAAGAGAUUGUCGAGGACCUGAUGACACCACCAGAUGAUAAUAGUAAUGACAUAGCCUGCCAAGUGUGUGGGUCUCGCGAUAGAGCGGAGGUGAUGCUGAUGUGCGGUGAUGAAAGUGGUUCUGUUGGUUGUGGGACUGGUACCCAUAUUGACUGCUGUGAUCCUCCACUUGAAGAUGUUCCUGAGGACGAUUGGUUUUGUCAUAAGUGUAGUGAAAGCAGGCGUAGCACAAACUCAGGCCAGAAACAGAAAAAGGGAACCUCAUUAUUGGAAAGCAAAUGAAUUUUACUCUCUCGUUUGCAACCCUUUUAGUUUUAGAAAGGUGUCAAAUAAUUUGUGCCUUUAGUUGUGGCAAGAGCAGUAUAAUUCAUUAUAAAUGUUUGUAAUAUACUUUGUACAAAUUAGUUACUAAAAUUGUAUCAUGGUGACUUAGAAAAUGAGGCGCCAAUCUGACUAGGCAGCUGUAUGCAAGUGUUCUUCGAAAAUUAAUUUGUGGGGUCUA